This is a messenger RNA of Bombina bombina (fire-bellied toad), 5183 nucleotides long. RefSeq names its product sterile alpha motif domain-containing protein 12-like. Gene Ontology annotation, cellular component: cytoplasmic side of plasma membrane. The record is from RefSeq and is a predicted model, not a curated record. Lineage: Eukaryota; Metazoa; Chordata; Amphibia; Anura; Bombinatoridae. Gene Ontology annotation, molecular function: protein binding. Gene Ontology annotation, biological process: cell surface receptor protein tyrosine kinase signaling pathway. The coding region runs from base 1583 to 1975 and encodes 130 amino acids. The transcript has 6 exons.
UAUAGAGCAACAUCCCAGUCUGUGACCCUCUCUCACUGACAUGCAUGUAAUGACCUCUGCUUCUCUGCAGCCUUUAACCCAGGUAUUUACUGCUCAGCAUUGUAUCCAGACUCUGUGCACUACUAUCUUAUGAUUUUAUCCAGACUCUGUGCACUACUAUCUUAUGAUUUUAUCCAGACUCUGUGCACUACUAUCUUAUGAUUUUAUCCAGACUCUGUGCACUACUAUAUUAUGAUUUUAUCCAGACUCUGUGCACUACUAUCUUAUGAUUUUAUCCAGACUCUGUGCACUACUAUCUUAUGAUUUUAUCCAGACUCUGUGCACUACUAUCUUAUGAUUUUAUCCAGACUCUGUGCACUACUAUCUUAUGAUUUUAUCCAGACUCUGUGCACUACUAUCUUAUGAUUUUAUCCAGACUCUGUGCACUACAAUCUUAUGUGAUUUCAGAUUGAAUGACUUACUGGCCUUGGAGAUCAGUUUAGCAGCUGAUGGGCACAAGUCCUUACUACAACCAUAACUUCUUGUAAUCACUGUGAUCACACAAUGUGUACUAUACUGCAGUUUAUAUGAGGCAAUGCUGGAUCUGCCAUUUGUGCACAUUAACCAGUGACACACUAGUACUGCCUUUGUACAAUAUGUCUCGUUAUUCAGCUGUCACUCAUCUGGGCUUCACAGCAAUAUGCUCCUGGUGACAGCUGCAAUAUAGCCGGAUUACACCAGUGAAUGAUUUACUGGGAAGAGUGAAGCCGGAUCUGCCUCCUCCUACCUGUGAGCAAUCAGGAGAUUACAGGUGAAACAUGAUAAGACAAAUCAAAGCUACAGGAAGAGUGAAGACAGCAGCGUCCUUACAGUUGUAAGAAAACAGGCGCUGAACUAGAUCAUAUAAUGCCUUUAUUUGUGAUAACACCAGAGAAACAGACCUAGUUGUGACAAGAGAAGGGAUAUCGGAUGAAGAGAGAUGAACAUGGCAAUGAGACACCAAUAGCAGAGUCAGGAGGUCCAAGUCAGAAGAUGACCCUGGUAGGACCCACGCUGCACCUGUGACUACGUCCCAGAACAAGAGGAUAAAUAAGAAGAUUAAAGUCAGAGAGAAAACUUAGUAGCAUCCUUAUAACCUGUCAGGAAACUGGACAAAGAGAAAGCAAAGGAACUGUCAGCUACAGAACUGAUUCUGGUCUUGAGAUUUCUAUUGGUCCUAUACAGCAGGUACCACAUUACUAACUUAUUCCUGUAUAUGUUCUGCAGUGAUAUAGAAAUUGGUGCUUGAUACCAGAGUAACAUAUACAAAAAGACAUUAACAAGAAUGACAGCGGUGUAUGGACCCAGCCCAUGAGGUACCAUACGGUGUAAUCUCCUUUACAUGAGGUGACCUACAGGACAGGAACUAUAUAGAUGAUAAACUUCUAUGCGAAGAGGAUAGCGACUCCAGACAUUGCCAGGCGGUAUGAGGUGGUUCCCCUACAAGCUAGAUAGAGGAACUGGUUUGAGAGAGGAUUUGUGACACACACAAGCAAGAGACCUAUACCAUAUUCACAGGAAGUUCCAGGAGAGGACCAUACAACAUUGCUCGGUACAAGAGCCCAUGGCUGACUUCUUACAGAUCUCUGAUGAUGAGGAUAUCUUGGAGAAGCCCGUGUGUGACUGGACGGUACAUGACGUGUGCCACUGGCUGCAGAUCGGGCCUUUGCAGGAUGAAGCCGGCUUGUUCCAGGCUGUUUAUACUCACAAUAUUUCUGGACGUGCCCUGCUGAGGCUGACAGACAAUCUGCUGCAGAGAAUGGGCAUCGACCAGAAAAAUCAGAGGCGAGUGAUCCUGAUAGAGGUUCUACAGCUGAGGCUUCAACAAGAGGUGCAGCAACUGCUCUACAUCACCCAGGAGCAAACUUCAGAGAGGCAAAACACACUGAAUUUUCUAAGAAAAGCAAAGGAACCUGGAAAUCCCAGAGAGAUGACAGAUGGCUUCCAUAGAAAGUAACAAAGCUCUCUGGAAUACAACAUUUCACAUGGGAGAGAGAAGUAUAAAACAGAACUUGUGGGACCAGCAUCCAGUGUCAAAGGACCAAGACAAAAUUGUAACUUGUACACCAGAGAAUAAAUACAUUUGUACCACAUGACCACAAACUGCCGUUAUCUAACAGAAACAAAUGAAGCACACAGGUCUAACAGAAACAGAUGGAGAACACAGGCAGAAACAAAAUGUUAUCCACAUCACUCCUAUCACUUAGUGACAAACACUUGAUGGAACUCUUUGGAACACUGAGAUUGGUCCUCCUCUAACUGGCUAUAGCAGAAAAACAGCUAAACCAGAGACUAUUACAUGUAAUGUGUGUAUGAGACAGAACUGGCAUCCUUUACAUGAUGAGAAUGUAUUAACCAUGUUACACCUGGUACCAGAGACUAUUACAUGUAAUGUGUGUGUAUGAGACAGAACUGGCAUCCUUUACAUGAUGAGAAUGUAUUAACAAUGUUACACCUGGUACCAGAGACUAUUACAUGUAAUGUGUGUAUGAGACAGAACUGGCAUCCUUUCCAUGAUGAGAAUUUAUUAACAAUGUUACACCUGGUACCAGAGACUAUUACAUGUAAUGUGUGUAUGAGACAGAACUGGCAUCCUUUACAUGAUGAGAAUGUAUUAACAAUGUUACACCUGGUACCAGAGACUAUUACAUGUAAUGUGUGUGUAUGAGACAGAACUGGCAUCCUUUACAUGAUGAGAAUUUAUAACAAUGUUACACCUGGUACCAGAGACUAUUACAUGUAAUGUGUGUGUGAGACAGAACUGGCAUCCUUUACAUGAUGAGAGUUUAUUAACAAUGUUACACCUGGUACCAGAGACUAUUACAUGUAAUGUGUGUGUGUGAGACAGAACUGGCAUCCUUUACAUGAUGAGAGUUUAUUAACAAUCUUACACCUGGUACCAGAGACUAUUACAUGUAAUGUGUGUGUAUGAGACAGAACUGGCAUCCUUUACAUAAUGAGAGUUUAUUAACAAUGUUACACCUGGUACCAGAGACUAUUACAUGUAAUGUGUGUGUAUGAGACAGAACUGGCAUCCUUUACAUGAUGAGAAUUUAUUAACAAUCUUACACCUGGUACCAGAGACUAUUACAUGUAAUGUGUGUGUAUGAGACAGAACUGGCAUUCUUUACAUGAAGAGAGUUUAUUAACAAUCUUACACCUGGUACCAGAGACUAUUACAUGUAAUGUGUGUGUAUGAGACAGAACUGGCAUCCUUUACAUGAUGAGAAUUUAUUAACAAUGUUACACCUGGUACCAGAGACUAUUACAUGUAAUGUGUGUAUGAGACAGAACUGGUAUCCUUUACAUGAUGAGAAUGUAUUAACAAUCUUACACCUGGUACCAGAGACUAUUACAUGUAAUGUGUGUGUAUGAGACAGAACUGGUAUCCUUUACAUGAUGAGAAUUUAUUAACCCUGUUACACCUGGUACCAGAGACUAUUACAUGUAAUGUGUGUGUAUGCGACAGAACUGGCAUCCUUUACAUGAUGAGAGUUUAUUAACAAUCUUACACCUGGUACCAGAGACUAUUACAUGUAAUGUGUGUAUGAGACAGAACUGGCAUCCUUUACAUGAUGAGAAUGUAUUAACCAUGUUACACCUGGUACCAGAGACUAUUACAUGUAAUGUGUGUGUAUGAGACAGAACUGGCAUCCUUUACAUGAUGAGAAUUUAUUAACAAUGUUACACCUGGUACCAGAGACUAUUACAUGUAAUGUGUGUGUAUGAGACAGAACUGGCAUCCUUUACAUGAUGAGAAUUUAUUAACAAUCUUACACCUGGUACCAGAGACUAUUACAUGUAAUGUGUGUGUAUGAGACAGAACUGGCAUCCUUUACAUGAUGAGAAUGUAUUAACAAUCUUACACCUGGUACCAGAGACUAUUACAUGUAAUGUGUGUGUGAGACAGAACUGGCAUCCUUUACAUAAUGAGAAUUUAUUAACAAUGUUACACCUGGUACCAGAGACUAUUACAUGUAAUGUGUGUGUAUGAGACAGAACUGGCAUCCUUUACAUGAUGAGAAUUUAUUAACAAUGUUACACCUGAUACCAGAGACUAUUACAUGUAAUGUGUGUGUAUGAGACAGAACUGGCAUCCUUUACAUGAUGAGAAUUUAUAACAAUGUUACACCUGGUACCAGAGACUAUUACAUGUAAUGUGUGUGUAUGAGACAGAACUGGCAUCCUUUACAUGAUGAGAAUUUAUAACAAUGUUACACCUGGUACCAGAGACUAUUACAUGUAAUGUGUGUGUGAGACAGAACUGGCAUCCUUUACAUGAUGAGAGUUUAUUAACAAUGUUACACCUGGUACCAGAGACUAUUACAUGUAAUGUGUGUGUAUGAGACAGAACUGGCAUCCUUUACAUGAUGAGAAUUUAUUAAGAAUGUUACACCUGGUACCAGAGACUAUUACAUGUAAUGUGUGUGUAUGAGACAGAACUGGCAUCCUUUACAUAAUGAGAAUUUAUUAACAAUCUUACACCUGGUACCAGAGACUAUUACAUGUAAUGUGUGUGUAUGAGACAGAACUGGCAUCCUUUACAUGAUGAGAAUUUAUUAACAAUGUUACACCUGGUACCAGAGACUAUUACAUGUAAUGUGUGUGUAUGAGACAGAACUGGCAUCCUUUACAUGAUGAGAAUUUAUAACAAUGUUACACCUGGUACCAGAGACUAUUACAUGUAAUGUGUGUGUGAGACAGAACUGGCAUCCUUUACAUGAUGAGAGUUUAUUAACAAUGUUACACCUGGUAUCAGAGACUAUUACAUGUAAUGUGUGUGUAUGAGACAGAACUGGCAUCCUUUACAUGAUGAGAAUUUAUUAACAAUGUUACACCUGGUACCAGAGACUAUUACAUGUAAUGUGUGUGUAUGAGACAGAACUGGAAUCCUUUACAUGAUGAGAAUUUAUUAACAAUGUUACACCUGGUACCAGAGACUAUUACAUGUAAUGUGUGUGUAUGAGACAGAACUGGCAUCCUUUACAUGAUGAGAGUUUAUUAACAAUGUUACACCUGGUAACAGAGACUAUUACAUGUAAUGUGUGUGUAUGAGACAGAACUGGCAUCCUUUACAUGAUGAGAAUGUAUUAACAAUCUUACACCUGGUACCAGAGACUAUUACAUGUAAUGUGUGUGUAUGAGACAGAACUGGCAUCCUUUAC